This is a messenger RNA of Xylaria bambusicola, 1508 nucleotides long. RefSeq lists its product as uncharacterized. NCBI's taxonomy places the organism in Eukaryota, Fungi, Ascomycota, Sordariomycetes, Xylariales, Xylariaceae. The transcript is spliced from 2 exons. Bases 128 to 1468 code for a protein of 446 amino acids. The record is from RefSeq and is a predicted model, not a curated record. Gene Ontology annotation, molecular function: 2 iron, 2 sulfur cluster binding.
GUGUAUCUAUGACUACGAUACAAGCACUGAGGGUAAUAUCAGCCAACCAGUUAUCUUAACCUCUAGCAUUUAUUUUCCAAGCGGAAAGACUUCGCCUUGAUUUGGCGGGUUUCACGCUCCCUUCAACAUGUCGACAAUCGACCUGGGUCCUGCUGGAACUCUCACGAAUUCGCGGUACUCGCUUACUCUGUCAAAUCACAAGCGGCUCAUCCUGUUUCGCUUGCCUCGGAUAAGCCAAUCACACCCCCCGGCCGGUCUUGGGUGCCAUGACUGGAUUUACUAUGCCAUGGAGGCUGAGUGCCCGCAUGCCGGCGGGCCAAUGGCCGAUGCUCAUAUAGACAUUGAGGAUUCUUCCUAUGUCGCAUCUUGCCCCUGGCAUGCCUACGACUUCAACCUUGAUACCGGCGAGUCUAGCUAUGGCGUCAAAGCAUGCACUUAUCCCGUUCGCCUGCAAGAUGGCCGGUUGCAGUUGCAGCUUGUUGAAGCCGAAGGCGUGCGGCUGUCUACAAUCCAGCCUGUCAGUGAAAAGGUCAAGUUCAAGCACGGCCCGAGGCAGCAGCUACACGGGCCGCCCACAUAUCUCAAUGAUAAUGCUACACUGUGUGACUGGUGUGUCCAUGUCCUGAAUACUUCCGACCCCGAGCACAAAAUUGAGCUCACCACCCACCUCUUCUCUGUAUUCGCUACACGGGAACAGUCCACGACUCCGAUGGAGCUCGGCGCUGGCACUGUGGUAGCCCCUGAGGAGCCUCCACGACACGAUCUUCGACAGGUGAAACCUGGCCAGAUGCCUAAGGCUGGCAAAGGAGGAAGCCUGAAGAGUAGGAUUGCAAUGCUGCAUGCUCUUGCCAACAUUGAACUCUGGGCGAUCGAUCUCGCCAUCGAUAUCUGCGUGAGGUUUGCCACAUUCCAAACUACAGCGACCGCCGACUCGGUCUCUCAGAACUUGCCACGAACAUUCUAUUACGACUGGCUCAAAGUAGCUAAUGAUGAGGCCAAGCAUUUCUCAUUGCUUCGCGCUCGGUUGGAGGAGCUGGGAAGUUUCUUUGGGGCCCUCCCUGUUCACCACGGUCUAUGGGAGUCUGCUACCGUGACCGCGCACGAUCUCAGGGCGAGGAUUAGUGUCAUCGCUCUCGUCCAUGAGGCGCGAGGCUUAGAUAUCAAUCCCCUGACCAUCGAAAAAUUCCGUGUUGCAGGAGACACGGACAGUGUUGAUGUUAUGACAAUUAUCCACAAUGACGAGAUCACGCAUGUAACGACAGGCCAUAGAUGGCUCACGUGGAUUUGUCAGCAAGAAAAUACAGAUCCGGUUCAGGUCUUCCGCACCAAUGUGCAGAGGCAUUUCAGGGGUAAUGUCAAGGGCCCUUUCAACGCGGAAGCAAGACAGCAAGCUGGCAUGGACAAGCAUUACUACGAAAACCUAACUGGACUACCAGGUGGGAAAGGGGAAAUCAUUGCCGGGGGCUGAAUAAGGAAGACACAGCUGUGUAAAGGCCCAAGGGGAUUCG